Hippopotamus amphibius kiboko is the source of this 3755-nucleotide messenger RNA. It is a transcript of the gene ZNF233, whose product is annotated as zinc finger protein 233. Lineage: Eukaryota; Metazoa; Chordata; Mammalia; Artiodactyla; Hippopotamidae. The record is from RefSeq and is a predicted model, not a curated record. Gene Ontology annotation, biological process: regulation of immune system process; regulation of cytokine production; negative regulation of transcription by RNA polymerase II. The transcript is spliced from 10 exons. Bases 450 to 2555 code for a protein of 701 amino acids.
AGGAACGAGAGGCCGCGGUCUUCGGUACCUUCUGGGAGGAUCUUAGUUCCCGGACCAGGGAUCGAACCCGUGCCCCCUGCAGUGGAAGCACAGAGUCCUAAGCACUGGACCGCCAGGGAAGUCCCCUCAGUCAUUCACUUUUUUUUCUUUUUUUAAAAACGAAUCUGUGUUGAGUGCCUGCUACGUGCUAUGAACUGUUCUAGGCACUGGAGAAAGAGACCAAAACAAUUUGGCUUACACUGCAAAAAGGUGGAUUGAUAUAAGCAAGAUGAAUAACUAAAAUGUGUAUUAAUAAGAUAGGGAUGACCCUAAAUGUAAAAGGAGUGUCAACUGGAGAAGAAGGGAAGCGGCGGAGCAGGGGAUUUAAAGUAUAUGAAGAACUCUGAGGACAAUGACGUUUGAUUGUGUCUUCCCAGGACUCUACCCUUCCCCAGAAGGGGCAGGAGAAAAUGACCAAGUUCCAGGAGGUGGUGACCUUCAAGGAUGUGGCUGUGACCUUCACCAAGGAGGAGCUGGGGCUGCUGGAUUCCGCCCAGAGGAAACUGUACCAAGACGUGAUGCUGGAGAACUUGUGGAACCUGCUCUCAGUGGGAAAUCAACCCUUCAAAUUAGAUACGAUACUACAGUUGGGGAAAGAAGAGAAGCUUUGGGUGAUGGAGCCAGAAUCCCAAGGAGAUGGGUGUUCAGGACACGGGAACCCAAAUGAGAUAGAAACUCUUCAAGAAGUAGGAUUCAGACAGCUUUUACGUGAAGGCCUUAUGUGCUGGCAGAUAUGGGAACAGUUUACAAGUAAAUUAAGCAGAACUCAGGACUCAAUAUUAAAUCUACAAGGCCAGAAGUUGCCAAAUCUAGGUGAUUCCUCCUGUGAAGUGUGGGCUGGAGAAUCUACUCAGGUUCCUGAAGAUGAGAACUCUGUAGGAAAGCUUCAAGAGGAGAGUUCCCACAGUAUCAAAAAUCAGGAGUCUCCAAUUCAGACCUCCUGGGAUUUCUGGAGGAAAAUGUAUCUGAGAGAGUCACAGAAUUAUCAGAGUAGGUGGCAACAAACUGACAUAAAAAAACUGUGUCAGUGUGAUCAGUGUGUCACGAGAAGGAUCUCUCAUCACCAUGGUGAUCAGGAAGUACACCAAAGGGAGAAGGCUUGUGGCCACAAUGAUCGUGGAAAAGGCUUCGUGAAGAACACAUCCCAGAAUAGCAUCAUCUGCUCAGGAGAGCAGACUUCUGAUGAGAGUGGAAAAGAUGUCAGCCUUGGCUCUGAUCUUGAACUUCAUCAGCAGCUGCACAUAGGUGAGAAGCCCUGUAGGUGUAGUGAGUGUGGGAAGGGCACCACUUAUAGCUCAGUGUUUCACAUUCAUCACAGUGCUCACACAGUAGGGAAAUGCAAUGGGAAUGAUGAGUGUGGGGUGGGCUCAGGUCAGAGCUCACAUCUGCAAACCCAUCAGAGAGCCAGCCCAGGGGAGAAACCUUCCAAAUGCCGGAUGUGUGCUGACAGCAUCAAUCAGAACUCCUCCCUUCCUGCUAAUGAGCCCAUUCACCCUGGGGAGAAUCUGGAUAGGUGUGGCAGGUGUGCAGAGGGCUGCAGUCAUAGCUUACACCUCAAUAGUCCCUGUGUAGACAACACAGGAGAGAAGUCCCAGAAAUGUGAGCUGUGUGGUAAAGGCUUCAAUCAGACGUCACAACCUCAAGCCUAUCAGACAGCCUACCCUCGAGACAAAACAUCCAAAUGGAAGGCAUGUGACAGGAUAUUUGGUCAGAGCUCUGGUCUUCUUCAGAGAGUUCACACUGGAGAGAAACCAUAUAAAUGUGAGGUAUGUGGGAAGGACUUCAGUAAGGCCUCAAACCUUCAAGCCCAUCAGAGAAUCCACACCGGCGAGAAACCCUACAAAUGUAAUGUGUGUGGUAAGAACUUCAGCCGGAAUUCCCAUCUUCAGGCCCAUCAGAGAGUCCACACGGGAGAGAAACCCUACAAAUGUGACACAUGUGGGAAGGACUUCAGUCAGAUUUCCCAUCUUCAGGCCCAUCAGAGAGUCCACACAGGAGAGAAGCCCUACAGAUGUGACACAUGUGGGAAAGGCUUCAGUCAGAGCUCACAUCUUCAAGACCACCAGCGGGUCCACACCGGAGAGAAACCCUACACGUGUGAUGUGUGUGGGAAGGGUUUCAGUUGGAGCUCACAUCUUCAAGCCCAUCAGAGAGUCCAUACAGGGGAGAAACCCUACAAGUGUGAAGAAUGUGGGAAAGGCUUCAUCUGGAACUCAUACCUUCACGUUCAUCAGAGGAUCCACACGGGAGAGAAACCAUAUAAGUGUGGCAUGUGUGGGAAGAGCUUCAGUCAGACCUCCCAUCUUCAAGCCCAUCGGAGGGUCCAUACAGGAGAGAAGCCGUACAAAUGUUUUGACUGUGGUAAGGGCUUUAGCAAGAGUUCAUGUCUUCAAGUUCAUCAGAGGGUCCAUAGAGGUGAUCAAUCCAGUACACAUGACGAGUGUGGUAAAAAUGUUCUGCAGACCUCAGAUUUCUCAUUUUCAUCAGAAACCCCCCAGAGCAGGGGCUAUUUAUAAAAUGUUGUAUUUUAAGAAUUCAAGAGGGAGCCGCAUUUUUUACAGUCAUCCGAAUUCCAUUGGAGGAGACCUGUUUGUUGUGCGACUGUGGCCAGUGUCCUCACAGUUCUCAAGAGAAUGCAUAGCAGAGAAAACCCAUAAGGAUGAUGCAGUAGGUUUCAGUCAGAACCUUCACAUUCAGUAGAACCUACACAGGGGAGAGACUUUAAAAAUGAGAAGUACCGUCAGGACUAUAGCAAAAGUACAAUGAUGGACAUGGCAAAGUCCAUGUACACUAGAAUGUAAACUCCAUGGGAACAGGAAGUCUGUUUACUGCUUGUGUGACUGUGGCCUGGAAGCAGUGCGAACAGAGCAGGUGCCUUGGAAUUUGUCUCACUUGAAGGAGAGGAAAACCUAUUAUAAAUAAGACAAACAUUUGAAAAUUUUAGUGAGCUCAGUCCCAAUUAGUCACAAUAAAUCGUACUAGAAAAAGGAUUCUUGGAAGAAGCUUUAAAAAUUAAUUCAAGGAAAUGAUCAUUUAAUAAAAAUACAUAAAAUCAUACAAUCUGCAAUUUGAGUGUUGGAUUUUGCCAUUGGCUCCUGUCUUCCUCAGGUUCACUUUUCAAGCAGAAAAGGGCUCAAGUUUUUGUCUUAUCAUUUAAGACUUUCUCUGGACAGUGUACCAUCGGUUGUGUAUAGUAAGGGAUAUGACUCUUAUGAAGAGAGCUUAACAUCCGUUGAGGAAUACUUCAAGAGCACCAUUCGUACCAUGUUGAAGCCUCAGUGAGCUCUGUCUUCUCGUGACUGCCCUUCCUGAGAGAAAGGAGAAAACAACCAAGUUCCAGCUGCUGACUGCCAAGCAAAUGAUUUCCCUACGAUGAGAACAUCAGAAAAGAAGAGUGACUGACUUAGGGUUAUGUACCUGGAAUCACGACCUGAGCAUGUAACAGGGAUCAACAAAGCUGCAGAAUCACGGAGCAGUAGCUGAGAGUGGCGCUAACGCCUUACAUUUUGAUCACAUCUCUCAGGAAGGUGACCGUGAAACAGACAAUCUGAAAUCUCAAAUCAGCACCAGUGAGGUAACCUGCAUAAGAAGACCCCUGCCUCCCUAAAAAGAUGACCUGGCCUGAAACAAUUAUUCCUUUUCUUUUGCUAACAACCUUCUUGCCCCACCCCUCCUUCUGCCUAUAAAAAACCUCCCAUUUUGUACAACUCCUUGGG